Molecule: messenger RNA, 5589 nt
Organism: Apodemus sylvaticus (European woodmouse)
Lineage: Eukaryota; Metazoa; Chordata; Mammalia; Rodentia; Muridae
Gene: Gnao1
Product: G protein subunit alpha o1
Exons: 8
Coding region: 760-1824 (354 amino acids)
Biological process (GO): G protein-coupled dopamine receptor signaling pathway; adenylate cyclase-modulating G protein-coupled receptor signaling pathway
Cellular component (GO): heterotrimeric G-protein complex
Molecular function (GO): G protein-coupled serotonin receptor binding; GTPase activity; G-protein beta/gamma-subunit complex binding
Source: RefSeq, a predicted model, not a curated record
CCUGCCCGCCUCUUCUCGCGCUCCCCGCUGGCCGCGGCUCCCUCGCGCUCUCCCCGUCUCCUGUCCGCUCCGCCGAGCGAUGCGAGUUCUGGGCCCCGGCGACGCCGCCUCCCGCUAGAGAUCUGCACCCCCUACCCCUGGCCCGGCCCUCUGCCCAGCCCUGCCCCGCGCGCGGGGGUCGGAGAAAGCGCCGCGGACGCACCGACGGCCGAGGAGCGGCGAUGCACAUGCACUAGCGGCACCCCCUAACUCACUCCCUCCACACCCCGCGCCGCCGCCGCCUCCACCUUCUCCGCCUCCGCCUCCUCCUCCUCCUCCUCCGCCUCCGGCAGCUUCGGCAGAAGGACCCACCCUGCCCCCCACCCCACCCUCCGCCGGCUCCGGCUGCGGAUCCAGCCUCGACUCCUAUUUUAUUUAUUUUGGGUCGUGCACUAGCCUCGGUGCCUGCAACCCGCGCCUCCCGGGCCCGCGGGCGCCUCCUCUCUCGGCUCCGGAGCCCCAGACCCCGGCCACCCUCACCUCGACACCCCCAGACCCCAGCCAGCCGCCGCUAAUCUUCGCCGCUGGAAUCUUGAUAGAGGCUGCCCUUUUGGGGGGAUUCUGGUCUUUUCGACAAUUUUGUUCCCAGCCAAGGAGAGGAUAUCGUGAUUUUCUCCCCUUUGAGCCCAGGCUCUGCUUUGUGGGGGGGGGUGGGGGGCGCGCCGACCCGGGGAGUCGUGCCAGCCGAGUCGUGCGGGCUGUGGCAGGGAAGGGGCCACCAUGGGAUGUACUCUGAGCGCAGAGGAGAGAGCCGCCCUCGAGCGGAGCAAGGCGAUUGAGAAAAACCUCAAAGAAGAUGGCAUCAGCGCCGCCAAAGACGUGAAAUUACUCCUGCUGGGGGCUGGAGAAUCAGGAAAAAGCACCAUUGUGAAGCAGAUGAAGAUCAUCCAUGAAGAUGGCUUCUCUGGAGAAGACGUAAAGCAGUACAAGCCUGUUGUCUACAGCAACACCAUCCAGUCUCUGGCAGCCAUUGUCCGGGCCAUGGAUACUCUGGGCGUGGAGUAUGGUGACAAGGAGAGGAAGGCGGACUCCAAGAUGGUGUGUGACGUGGUGAGUCGUAUGGAAGACACUGAGCCGUUCUCCGCAGAACUUCUUUCCGCCAUGAUGCGACUCUGGGGCGACUCAGGGAUCCAGGAGUGCUUCAACCGAUCUCGGGAGUAUCAGCUCAAUGACUCUGCCAAAUACUACCUGGACAGCCUGGAUCGGAUUGGAGCCGCUGACUACCAGCCCACUGAGCAGGACAUCCUCCGAACCAGGGUCAAAACAACCGGCAUUGUAGAAACCCACUUCACCUUCAAGAACCUCCACUUCAGGCUGUUUGACGUUGGCGGCCAGCGAUCUGAACGUAAGAAGUGGAUUCACUGCUUUGAGGAUGUCACGGCCAUCAUCUUCUGCGUCGCACUCAGCGGCUAUGACCAGGUGCUCCACGAGGACGAAACCACGAACCGCAUGCACGAGUCCCUGAAGCUUUUUGACAGCAUCUGCAACAACAAGUGGUUCACAGACACAUCUAUCAUCCUGUUUCUCAACAAGAAGGACAUAUUUGAGGAGAAGAUCAAGAAGUCCCCACUCACCAUCUGCUUUCCUGAAUACACAGGCCCCAGUGCCUUCACAGAAGCUGUGGCUCACAUCCAAGGGCAGUAUGAGAGUAAGAAUAAGUCAGCUCACAAGGAGGUCUACAGUCAUGUCACCUGUGCCACGGACACCAACAACAUCCAAUUCGUCUUUGAUGCCGUGACGGAUGUCAUCAUCGCCAAAAACCUGCGGGGCUGUGGACUCUACUGAGCCCUGGCCUCCUACCCAGCCUGCCACCCCCUCCUCCCCUGGACCCAGAGCUCUGCCACCGCUCAGAUGCCCUGUUCACUGAAGAAAACCCCGGAGGCUGGCCUGGGGGGCAGGAGGAGGCCUCCUUUGAGCAUCCAUACCCUACCCAACUCCAGCUGCAUGACACGUGGGAACAGGGUUGGGCAGAGGUGUGAAGCACCACACGCCACAAGGCCAGGGACCACUGUGUGCCACCUGGGUGCUGCUCACUGGUCAGCUGUGUCUCUUACUCACAGGCCGAGUGGGCAACACUGCCAUCUGGUUCAGCGUGGGCACAUCCUGCUCUCUGUAUUUCCUAUUCAGUGUCCUGGUGUCUCUUCCACCUUUGGCCGGCAGGAUGGCCCUGUGGCAGGUGCUGCUGGAUUAGGGAUGCCAUCUCUCAGCUUCCCUUCGGGGUCUGUUUGGUAGAGGGCGGUUCCGUCGACAAAAGCCAACGUGGAGUCAGGCCACUUUUGGGAUACAAAGACUCAGACCUGGGGAAGAGGUUCUCUCCUCCUUCACGUUGGAUCUUGGCCCUUUUCUGGGCAUCUUCCCUUGUCCUUGGGCUCCCCAGGAUACUCAGCCCUGACUCCCAUAGGCUUGGGAAUAUUCCUUAAGACCGGCUGACUGCAAAGGUGCAUGGGUGGAGGAACAGUCCUGUGCCACAGAAGGGGCGGCGCUGAGGGGGCAGGCAGCUCCCUCCUGAUAGGCUGGUGGCCAGCUCUGAGAUGCUAUCUGCUGCCUCUACUCAUACGGGCCCAACUGAAUAGUAAUGAAUAGACGGGCCACAGGCUUCAGGUCACAGACAGAGCAGGCAGCCUUGCAACUGCAGAUGGCUUAGGCAGAAGCAUUGGCGCCUAAUGAACCAGGCCCCGGAGCCAAUGCCCUGCUUCAUUCCAUCAGGAAGUAGGAAGCCCUUGGUAUAUUCCUGGUCUCAGGGCAAGCAAUGAGCCAGCACUGCGAAGGGUGGGCUCGGGAGGGUAAACCAACUCAGACAUACAGCCAGCCUCCUAGGUGGGCGGGACUCCUAGGAACCCAGCCAGGGGCUUUGCUGCAGGGAUUCCUAAGCAAAAAGGGGUAGUGUCAUUUUUUGGCAACCCUAGCCUCAGCUGACUUUGAACAGUCAGUACAAUCCCGGCCUUUCCUAGACAUCUCCCAUCAGCUGGUACAACAGCCAGUGGUUCAGACGGACUUGAAUGCCCAUGGGGCAGGCUGUAUGGAAGGAUGCAGAUGUGUUCCGGGGCCAUCCGGAAAGGUCUCCACCUAGCAGGGUCUCUGCCAUCCUCAAGCCCUGUAUUUUCCUGGCCUCCACUCUGAGCCUUGCUCGGUCACAGGGCAGGCAGGAGCCUGACCCUCUUCCAUACUUCCCGUGGCCUUGCCACCAGCUCUGGACUCGUUGGUUCUAACAAGAACAGAACUCUGGGUGGUCUAGGGAGACACGAGGACCCUUCCCUAGUUCCAAAUGCUUGCAGGGGUCCUCUGGGGAACCCACCCCAGUCUGGCUGCCUCACUACUUCCCCCUCUACCCACAUUUGCCUCCAUUGUAUAUAUCUUCACCAUUUUAGGACCCUGUGCCAUGUACUGGGGGUGACCAAGAACAGCCUGGAGACCACAGUCUUGGUGACAUGUUGUGAUGGCGAAGGUCAAUUCAGUCCUUGGGCCAACAGCAGUUAUUUCUCAGCAGCACCCCUGGGUGUGGCCAUAGACUGUAACCCCAGGUUUAAAAGCACCUGUCAUCGAGGGAUGUUGACCAAGCCCCAUCUUUUAAGACCAUUUCCAGGAAGGUGGAAGUCACCACCCCAACCAUCCUCCUAUGGCUCCCAUUCCAAAUCGCUGCAGCACAAUUGCCAGAGCCUUCAGCUAGAAUCAGCCUGUACCCAGCCUCCCCACGCGUGUCCCCAAGGCUGCCUUCUGCUUCCACCUGCUGUGGUCAGCCUAGUGCCAUGCACCUCUCUCAGCCUUCCACGGUAGGGAGGUCUCGGGCUGUCUACUGUAAGCCUUCAAGAACAUGGCCCAUAGGGAAAGCUGUCCUGUCUCCCACCCAUGCUGUCACCAGCGCUCUACCAUGGGGGGAUAAAUGUGCAUGAGAGAUGAGUCUUGGCUCCGCCGUGGCUUUGGGUAUGGGGGAAAGUGUUGAAAGUGCCCAGAUCAGGGGGAUGCCCCUUAUGUGCAGUGGCCAUGUUUCCAGAGGGGUCAUGCUACAGUUUCUGAGUAGUCUGACUCAACAGGCCAGGAGCCAGUUUCCAGGAAGAGUGCCUUCACCAUAUUCAUGGAACCGUGCCUGUUGCCUAGAUGCCUGUGGGCAAGUCCUGUGCCCUGUGCCAAUGUCCAUUUCAGGAAUCUUUCCUUUAAGCAUAGGUAGAGGCCUCUGAGCCUCUGGGCUGAGCUGUGGACGAUGCUGGAGAACUCUGAUCUGAGCUGUGGAGAGUGCUGGAGGUCUCUGGUUUGGGAAUGGGGAUGGACUCCUCCCAGUCUGAGCCACUCAUUAGUAGUACUAGCCUUCGGCCUCUCACGAUCCCUUCUGUGGAACCCCUAGACCCUGGUGCCCUGUCCCCUUGUCCCCACUUGUACCAUGCAGAACACCUCCAUCCUCUCAGCCUCGCAGCCCAGGCCUCCACCCUGCUGCUGGGAACUGGAGGCAUCUGACCUGUAUGUCUGUACUAGAUGUUACUGAGUGUCCUGUUCACCCCCAUACCCAGACUUUAUCUCCACAGGGGAGGUUAACAGUGCUUCACCCCAACCCUUGCCCUCUGCAGAAAGUACUACUGCAAGAGAUGUACCCGGGGUUCCCACAUACUACAUGCCAGUGACCUAAAGGCAGGGUUCACUCUCCUCCAGACCCUCUCUCCAUCUCCAUCUGACCCAGCCUCUAGACAUGGAGAUCCACCACACCCACAAGAGACUCCUAAACCCUCCAGACCUUCCCUUCUGACCUGUAGCAGCCUGUCACCCUCUUCUGAAGAUCCUGGGGGCACAGAGCGUCUUCUACCUGCCACUUCUUUUUUCCUGGGCCUCCUAGUAAGCUCCAAGUACAACCCCACAGCUCUCAGGAACCCAGUCCUGAGGCUGCACCUCCAUUGUAUCUGAGCUACUGGAGGCCGGUACCUUCCAGGCUAUUGAUCCUGCUACAAGCUAAAGAAAGAAAGUUCCAGCAUCCCAAAGAACAGGGCCAGGGGUGUAAGUAGGCUUCCUCGCACCCCACUGCUCAGUAAGGAGAGUCUUGUACACAUCUGCUUAGUGAGGCUCAGGCUCACAGAUGCUUCCCCCAUGCCAGAUGUUGACCACAUCAAGGAGGGAGCAGGUGGAAGAAAACCAGAAAUAAUGACCCCUAUCCAAAGUCCUGGGUCCCCUAGGCAGUGCGGCACUCUAUGCCAGGCAGCUCUCCUCUCUUCCCCAGGCACAAAAGGCCACCAGCAGAAACCACACCCUUCCCAGCAGCCCUCAGGCCCUCCCCUCCACUGCCCUCCCCUCAGCCUCCUGCAGCAGCCACAGCUGCCUGCCCAGCAUGGACAGCAACCCUCCACUUCCUGGUGUUCUCCCUGACUUCUGACUUGACCCCUGUGGCCGAUGCACACGCACCCUCAAACCCCAGGCCGGAGGCCCGGCACCCCACGUUCCCCUUAGCAGAGCCUUCUUAGGUGCACCGGCCCCACCUCUUGACCCAUCGCCAUCACCUCCCCUCAUUAACUGUAAUUUUGUAAGAAGAGUGACUUGCUGGUUAAUAAAUACCUAGUUAUUGUAAUAAUU